This is a messenger RNA of Elaeis guineensis (African oil palm), 893 nucleotides long. RefSeq names its product phospholipase A2 homolog 3. Gene Ontology annotation, biological process: lipid catabolic process; phospholipid metabolic process; arachidonate secretion. The record is from RefSeq and is a predicted model, not a curated record. Lineage: Eukaryota; Viridiplantae; Streptophyta; Magnoliopsida; Arecales; Arecaceae. Gene Ontology annotation, molecular function: calcium ion binding; A2-type glycerophospholipase activity; lipid binding.
UCCCCCCAGAACAUCCCUUCCCCAACAGCCACCCCCCCAACCCAAUCCUCCCCUUUUCCUGUAUAAAAUCAGAAAACCAAGCUCUAAACUUUCCGAGCGUUUGGUCUCUUCUGUCUUCUCUCUUGGUUGUUAGUGCGAGCAGUGGGUAGAGGAAAUGGAGGGAGGAAAAAGAAAUCAGUCGUUGAAGUUAGCCAUCCUUGUCUUCCAUCCUCUUCUCGCUCUUCUCAUCUCAACUUCUCCUAUCCAUGCUCUCAACAUUGGCGUCCAGUCUGCUAACUUCGGCAUCAUCUCAAGCAAGCAGCAGCACUGCAGCAGAACAUGCGAGUCACAGCACUGCAAUACGGCUCCGUUUCUGAAAUAUGGAAAAUACUGUGGGUUUUUAUACAGCGGCUGCCCGGGGGAGAAGCCAUGCGAUGCUCUCGACGCCUGCUGCAUGAACCACGACAACUGCAUCCAAUCCAAAAACAAUGACUACUUGAAUGUGGAGUGCAGCGAGAACUUGCUCUACUGCAUCGCUGAGGUGAGAGGUUCCGGGAAGGGAACGUUCGAGGGGAACAAGUGCAUGGUGGAGGAGGUGGUGGAUGUGAUCACUGUGGUGAUAGAGGUUGCCCUGUUAGCUGGGAGGGUUCUUCACAGGCCAUAGCGGGCGAUGAUGCUCUGGGAUGAUGGUCCGGACUUGUCGUUUUCUAAGUGCUCUUCACAUGGGCUCCACCAGUCUGUAAUCUUAUCCCGAUUAUUAAUAAUGAGCUGGUUCCUUGUCCUCGAUAGACGGAUGCCCUGCUCUGACUACAUCUCUUUUCCCAAGGCCUUUUUUUUUAAUGGGGUUUUUGGAAUUAUGGCUGAUAUCUUUCUUGGCAUAUUUCUCAAGAAAAAAAAAAAAAAAACUUUCUUGG